ACAACUCCCUCCCUCUCAUUCACUGCACCAGAGAGGGCUGCUCAAAGCAGGGGCAGCCUGGGAACCCGGCUUUCCCAGACCACGGAGACCAUUGCUAGGCAAGACCAGCGGAGAUGACUAAUGUGCUUCUUAUUUCUGCUGUUUUGCUACAUUUUCUCCAACAAGGGAGCACGAGCAAGAAAUUACCUGGAGUUGAGCAAUAUGAAAUAGUUUAUCCACGGAAAUUGCACACAGUACAUAAAAGAGAUGUAGAAAGAAACAAAGAGACAAAAUACGAUGACACGAUGGAGUAUGGAAUCAAAGCCAACGGAGAGGAAGUCAUACUGCACCUACAAAAAAACAAGCACUUAUUAACUAAAGACUAUACUGAAACAGUUUAUUCUCAAGAUGGUCGACAAAUAACAACAAGUCCUCAGAUCAAGGAUCACUGUUAUUAUGAAGGUUACAUUCAGAACGAUGCCGAUUCCAUAGCAAGCAUCCGCGCUUGCAAAGGUUUAAGUGGAUAUUUUGAGACCCGUGGUCAGAAGUACCUUAUUGAACCCUUGGGAACUUCAGAUAGAGACGAGCAUGCGGUCUAUAAGUAUGAGAAACUCGAACAAAACUCCAUAAAAACCUGUGGUGUGAUCAAUAAUACCUGGGAAUCGGAUUUAAGUGACCCCAUCAAUGACCUCUUCAAGUCCAGCAACAGUCCAGAACUGAAGGCAUACCUGAAAGCUAAAAAGUACCUGGAAAUCUACAUAGUUGCAGACAACUCUUUGUACAAGAAGUACAAGGAAGAUGUCAAAACUGUAAGAGAGCGAAUAUUCGGGAUGGUCAAUUAUAUCAACACGGUUUAUAAGGCCAUAAAUAUCUUUGUGGCUUUAACUGGCCUCGAAGUCUGGACGGACGGCGAUAAAUGCCUGCUGAGCCGUGCUGCGGGAUUCACUCUGGACAGUUUCUCCAAGUGGCGUCUAUCAGAUUUAUUAAAGAGGAAAAGAAACGACAACGCUCAGCUAAUCACAGGCUACGACUUUGAGGGGACAACGAUUGGAUUAGCCUUUCUAAAAUCCAUAUGCAGUUCUGCACAUUCUGCAGGUAUUAUCCAGGAUCAUAACAUAAACGAAAUUGCAGUUGCGGCGACCAUGGCACACGAGAUGGGACACAACCUCGGCAUGAAUCACGACACCAACGCCUGCGCAUGUAGCGCUAAAGUUUGUAUCAUGACCGAUACCGUCAGUUCUAUCGUCCCCAAGAAAUUCAGCUCUUGCAGCCUCCAAAGUUUCGAGAAAUACAUGUUGAGUGACAUGCCAAAAUGCUUAACAGACAUGCCAGACCUGAACAGCAUCGUAGCACCUCCAUCCUGCGGAAACGGCUUUGUGGAAAAGGGAGAGGAAUGCGACUGUGGUACUCCAGAGGAGUGCACAAACGACUGCUGCGACCCCGAGACGUGCAAGCUGACGGCAGGUUCCAUAUGCGCACAGGGAGAGUGCUGUGAAAACUGCCAAUACAAAAAAUCAGGAGCCGUUUGCCGAGCAGUUAAGCACGACUGCGACCUGGCCGAGAUGUGCACCGGCUUUUCCGCAAAUUGCCCAGCGGAUCGAUUCCGUGUGAACGGACACCCCUGCAACUACGGCAAAGGCUAUUGCUACAUGGGGAACUGUCCCACCCGAGAAAACCAGUGCAAAGCUGCUUUCGGACCAGAGGCUACUGAAGGUGCAGCUUCCUGUUACCGGAUGAACGAGAAAGGGGUAUAUUAUGGAUACUGCAGAAAAGAAAAAGGUAGUCACGUCCCGUGUAAAAAAAAAGAUAUAAUGUGCGGGAAGUUGUUCUGUAAGGGGGGGAACGAGAUGCCUCGGGAUGGGAGCCUGGUGACAUUUGACUCCUGCAAAGCAAGUUUUCCUGGAAAUGGAGAAGUAGAUCCAGGGAUGAUUCUCGAUGGAACGAAGUGCGGGAAUGGGAUGGUGUGCAGCAAGGGAGAAUGUGUUUAUGCUGAAGAUGUCUUUAGAUCAACCAACUGCUCUGCCAAGUGUACUGGACAUGCUGUGUGUGACCACGAGCUGCAGUGCCAGUGUGAAGAAGGAUGGGCACCACCAACCUGCGGCGGCUCCUCAGCGGUUUCCAGCUUCGCCAUCAUUGCUGGCGUGCUGGUUGUCCUCGCUGUCGCAGCAACUGCAGCAGUGUUACUUAUUCGCUUCCGAGUAUUCAAGAAGAGCUACCAGAACAGGAGGGGACGUGGAGCCACAAACCACGUCUUUGUGGAUCAGGAACACGGAGAACACCCUGUCCUGGUGGCACCUGCCCAGAAGCCUGUCAUAAGGCCAAAAGGUCCCCCACCUCCUGUUCCUGCUACCAAACCGACCCCUUCUCACACAGUAGAGAUUUUUGCACCAGAGAGAAAACCUGCCCUGCUCCCAGUGCCCAAAGGCAAACCUCCACCUCCACCUCCAAAGGCUUUAAAACCUCCAGUUAAUCCCAGAGUGUGAAGCUUCUGAAGCAGGGCUGAUCAAGAUACCUGAAAUUUUCAGGGACAACUUCUUUGUCCCUUGAUUCCUCUUCUUUUGGCAAUGGCAACCAAGAUAGUCUUCCUGUUCUCUUUAAAAAAAGAACAACUGAUUGACAGCUGCUUUGAAAGAAAAAGUUUGGUUUUCAAAGAGCAAGGAACUCUUUGGUGAUGACCUCAGGCUACCGUCCAAAAGGAAACAAAGCAGAGUCGCUACUUGUGCUGAGGUGUAGACUGGGAGUAAGUUAUGAAAGCUGCUCAACACAUCCUAACUCCUAGGGCCACCACCGCAAGAUGUGGCUGCACUGGGAUGUCCUGCAUCUACACUGCGUUUCUGGGUAUGGACCUGGGAAGAUCAGGGAAAGGAUGGCUACUGUAUGUUGGUAAAUUGUACACUUUUUCCUACAUUUCUGGAUCUUUGCCAGCCCUCUAUUCAGCAACAGACCAGACCUUCUCCUUCAUGUGCAAGUUCCAAGGUCUGGAAAACACCAAGGUCUGGAAAAAGAAAAAGCCUUCCUGCCCUCUGGAGAAAAGUUUGUGUCCUCAAGGCCUGAACUAGCCUUGGAAUGAUAAGAUUACGCACUGGAAAUGCAUUGAUUCUGGAAAGAUCCUUUCGGAUCAGAAUCUCACCUCAAUCCUUAGAUUACCUGCUAAAGAAGGUCCCUCUGUUGAGUAGGUACAGCUGGAGAUAGGCUCAAAAGCAAAGCGCGCAGGAGUCAAACCACUUGCUGCUUGCAAGUGCUCCCAGAGCUCAGGCUGUGCCAGUUUAAGAGCUCCAGCUGCCACCAUUGCACUUGGACAAAAAAACUUGGAAAAGCGCAGUCAACAAAGCCCUUAAUCAUUUAUUUCAUUUGCCCCUCAGCUCCAGAAAUAUCUGAGUAUUUCUUCCUUCCAGGAUAUACACACCUUGGUGUUUUAGUUUAAUUGCUCUUGCACCGGGGUGUGUUAUUGUAAAGUUGCUAAUGAGAACUAGGCUGGGCUCCGGGGUUUGUUAUUGUGGGACAGCGUCGCAGCGUGAGGCUUCGCACACCGGUUUACUACUGAGGGGUUCUUCAUUCCUUCUGGCCUGUUGGCAUCAGCACUGUUGACACUAUUGGCCUGCUGGCACAGGUCUGCAUGAUACUGUUGGCAUGGAUGUUGAUAAUACUGCGAGGGUGCUGGCGCUGAUGCUAUUGUUACCGUUGGCACUGAUACCGUUCAUGUGGUUGGCAUCAAUAUUUUUAAGUUAAAGCGCACAGAAGUGUUUUUCAAGGAACAAAAAUUCUACUGGGGGGAAAAAAAAAAGAAAAGAAAAAAAAAGAAGAAAAAAAGAGAGAGAGGAACAAAAUUGCCCUGAACCCAAAGUACUCAAGAUUUUAUAGAUGUUCCAGUUUGAACUGGACUUGGGUUUGGAUCAGGAUCAAAAUGAGAACACAGGUCCAAAUCGAUUACACUGUGGCUCAGGAAGGCAGUUUCCAGCCCUUGGGCAUAGUGGCUUUGCCAGAGAAGACCGCAUGGCAGCCAAACUACCAAAACAAGACCUGGGGCCCUGGCCCAGCACCGUGCAUACCAACCUUUACCGGCUCUUGGUUCUGACCAGGGCCUGUUAGGACUUUUAAUAAAGCCCAAUGCUCAGAGGGCCUGAAACCUCCUACUCAACUUCUCAAAUGUUCACAAAACCAGGACAACAAACCAGCUCACACCUGCUGAAGCCCCGACCCACGUAAUCCUGUUUGGAUACCAAACACAGAACUGUACAGUUACCUUUCAAAUGCAGAGCCCCGUUCUUUACAGGGACCGUUACUGCAGCCCCAUCUUCUCCGAUACAGAAAUGCAUUUAAAAAAACCCCAAUUUCUUCCCUUGAGCUCAGCUCGCUCUGAGGUUGCCAAUCAAGUGCUGCAUGCUCUGCAAAACACAGAUGCGAUGAAACUACAGUCUUCAGUUUCUGGAGUGAGGUGGGUUUUUUGGUUUGAGAGAGAUUUUAUUGGAAGAGCACAGCUUUCUUCCACUUUGGGUAACUGCUGCUUUAUUUUAGUUGGUGUCAUGGUUUAACCCAAGCCGGCGACUGAGGACCAUGUAGCUGCUCACUCACUCCCCCCCUGGUGGGAUGGGGGAGAGAAGUGGAAGGGUAAAAGUGAGAAAACUCGUGGGUUGA
Molecule: messenger RNA, 4614 nt
Organism: Egretta garzetta (little egret)
Lineage: Eukaryota; Metazoa; Chordata; Aves; Pelecaniformes; Ardeidae
Product: zinc metalloproteinase-disintegrin-like NaMP
Exons: 23
Coding region: 114-2462 (782 amino acids)
Biological process (GO): proteolysis
Cellular component (GO): plasma membrane
Molecular function (GO): metalloendopeptidase activity
Source: RefSeq, a predicted model, not a curated record